CCCCUUCACAUCCGUAACACCUAAUAACAGCACAGAAAUGGAAAUUGAUGAGCAAAACACACCAGCCUCUGUUCUUUCACAAAUUGAGUCAGCUCCAGCCACAGUUAUCAAAUCCUGGGCAAAUGAAGUCAACAACAUUGAAACUAUUACUAGGCCCAACACACCAUCAACAAUUGAAAGAGAUAUUAGGAAAAUCAACCCUCUGGAUAAACACUUCAAAAUUCUUGAGUUUUGCAGAGAA
Messenger RNA from Acaulospora morrowiae, 241 nucleotides. NCBI's taxonomy places the organism in Eukaryota, Fungi, Glomeromycota, Glomeromycetes, Diversisporales, Acaulosporaceae. The record is from the annotation of a GenBank genome assembly.